AUGGCCACAGUUUUACUCGUGGACGCGCUUCUCGACUUCAGGGACGGCCUCUACGACCCAAGCAACCUCCUAUCGUCAUGGCGAGGUGUGGAAUGCUGCCGGUGGGCUGGCGUCGUUUGCAGCAACCGGACCGGCCACGUUGUCAAGCUGCGAAUCAGCAGCAUAUACAUCUCGGACACGUACAGCCUUGGAGGUGAGAUACGCUCCUCCUUGCUAACUUUACGACAUCUGAAGCAGCUGGAACUCUCAUACAACAACUUCGGAGGCCAACCCAUCCCGGAGUUCAUCAGCCUCAUCGGCGCCCUUAGGAGGCUGACACAUCUCGACCUCUCUUCGUCCAAUUUCGGUGGUCAGAUUCCUCGCCACCUCGGGAACCUCUCGAACCUGGUCAGCCUUGAUCUCAGCAGAAUGCCGCAAAAUGCUUACUCACCUGAUCUCACCUGGGUUUCGUCCCUCACGAAGCUGCAGGUCCUCAUCAUAACUGAGGUGGACCUCAGCGCCGCUGUCCACUGGACUCAUGCUAUUAACAUGCUCCCCAGUUUGAUAAACCUUGAUUUAAGUUCUUGUAGGCUUCACAACACCAUGCCUCCCCCGUCACAUUCCAAUCUCACAUCUCUGGAGACCCUCACCCUUUCUGGAAACUCCUUCAACGCAUCUCUUGGAGCCAAAAAUUUGGUUUGGGAUCUGCCUAGCCUCCAAGCGCUCUUCCUAGAUGACUGUGGAAUUGAUGGUCCAAUCCCUGACGCGGUGGGGAACUUGACCUCCAUUCAACACUUGUUACUUUAUUCGAACAAGUUCACUGGCACCAUGCCAUUGACCUUCAAGAAACUGAAGACACUACAACAACUCUUUUUGCAAGACAACUUCAUCAACAUGGAUGUGGCAGAGCUACUGCACCGGUUGCCAUCAGAUGCACUGCAGGAGCUGGUUAUGGACAACAACAAUUUGAAAGGGAGCUUACCAGCUCGUCUAAGGCACUUUAACAGGUUGAACACGCUCUUCCUCGACUCAAACGAGCUUUCUGGAGAGAUACCAGUUGGUAUACGGGAGCUCAAAAGUUUGAGUAGAUUAUCGCUAAGCUCGAACAACCUGCACGGUACAAUCACAGAGGGCCAUUUCACAAAUCUAACCACCUUAGAAUUCCUACUUAUCUCUGAAAAUUCCUUAACCGUGAAGGUCAACAGUACAUGGAAGCCUCCAUUCAAAUUAGUCUCAGCAGGCCUUAGAUCUUGCAUAGUAGGGCCCCAGUUUCCAGCAUGGCUUAACCAACCAACGAUCACCUAUCUUGAUGUUUCAAACACAAGCAUACAUGAUAACAUACCUGUCUGGAUUGCUAAUUCCAAUACUAGGUAUAUGGAUUUGUCAAGAAAUCGCCUUUUUGGCAUGCUUCCUACAUUUUCCCAACUUACUCAAUUGGAAGUACUGGACGUCAGUUCUAACCAUAUUGUUGGCCCGAUUCCACCACUUACAAAUAGUCUACGCUUACUGGACCUAUCUAGAAACAAUCUAUCAGGCGCAUUGCCAUCAGAUAUAGGAGCAUCAAAGCUAGAAGUACUGCUUCUCUUUGACAAUUCCUUUUCUGGCACUAUUCCCUGCUCCCUGUUUCAGUUGCAAUACUUGCUAUUUCUAGACCUAUCAAAAAACCUGCUAAAUGGGACAUUGACCAAGUGCCCUCAAGGACUCAAAACCUCAAAUACUACCUUAGUUAACUUGAACAACAACCGUCUUUCAGGAGCCUUCCCAUUAUUUCUUCAGAGAUGCAGAAAGCUACAGUUUUUGGAUCUGGCGUACAAUAAAUUUUCUGGGAGAAUACCAACAUGGAUCGCGUCAAAGUUACCACAAUUGGCAUUUUUGCGUUUGCGCUCAAAUAUGUUCUCUGGUGGCAUCCCCAGUCAACUAACUAUGAUGAAGGGGCUUCAGUUUUUAGACAUUUCAUGCAACAACAUAUCAGGGAGCAUACCACGCUCGCUUCAGAAUCUCAUAGCUAUGACACUUACUUCAAAUAAUAGUGGUGGCCUUUUCAAUCUCACUGAUUAUAAAGUUUUAUCUGCGGCCGCGUAUGCUCAGGCUUAUACUGAUAGUUUAUUGGUGAACAUAAAAGGUCAACAACUUGAAUAUACCAAAGGGAUCGCAUAUAUGGUGAACAUUGAUUUUUCUUGCAACAGUUUGACAGGACAAAUUCCUCAAGAAAUUGGAAAGCUCGUUGCAUUAAAGAACAUAAACUUCUCCUGGAAUAGUUUGACUGGCAUAAUACCCCAAUUUAUUGGUGAACUACAUGCAUUGGAGUCUUUUGACCUCUCACAUAAUGAGCUAUCCGGUGCAAUUCCUACAAGUUUAUCAGCUCUAACAUCACUAAGCCACUUGAACUUGUCAUAUAACGACCUGACCGGAACUAUACCCUCUGGGAACCAACUAAGAACUCUAGAGGACCAAGCGUCCAUCUACAUUGGCAACCCAGGUCUAUGUGGCCCACCUCUCACAAGGAAUUGCUCACGAAGAGACAUAAUUACAUAUGCUCCUCAAGAGCAUGCUGAAGGAAUGAGUGAUGUUGUUUCAUUGUACCUCAGCAUGUGCUUAGGAUUUGUACUAGGUCUCUGGGUUGUCUUUUGUGGCUUACUGUUCAAGAGGAAAUGGAGGGUUUGCUGGUUCUCACUUAUGGACCACAUUUAUGAUCGAGCUUACGUGCAAGUUGUUGUGGGUUGGGCUUCAUUGGUAAGAAAAAUCCGUCAAGGAUGA
Messenger RNA from Triticum dicoccoides, 2736 nucleotides. RefSeq names its product receptor-like protein EIX1. The record is from RefSeq and is a predicted model, not a curated record. The transcript has 3 exons. The coding region runs from base 1 to 2736 and encodes 911 amino acids. Gene Ontology annotation, molecular function: protein binding. Lineage: Eukaryota; Viridiplantae; Streptophyta; Magnoliopsida; Poales; Poaceae.